GGACGUUCUCCGAGAGCCUUUGGUUAGGCCUCAGGUGGCGGAGACGGCAGCGGCGCGUGGCAGCCGGCUCUGGUGGAACAGCUGGGACCGCCGGUGCGCGGGUGACGCCGAGAGCUUGGGGUCGCCUCGUGCUUCCCCUCCAGCAGACCAGCUUUCGGCCACUGUUGCCCGCCACCCCCACUAGGGGAUACGAGAGUGGACCUAGGUGCCAUCAUAUGCACUCCCCCUUUACCCUGCUCCCACCCUGGAGCGAAACAUUCCAGGGAAGAAGGCACCUUCAGAACUUAACAGCACCCUCUAGUCCCCCCACGCUCCCCUCGUGAUUAUAUCGUAACAUAAGAGCUGGAUAUUCUUUACAAUUAUGGCAGACAAAUUAACAAGAAUUGCUAUUGUCAACCAUGACAAAUGUAAACCUAAGAAAUGUCGGCAGGAAUGCAAAAAGAGUUGUCCUGUGGUUCGAAUGGGAAAAUUAUGCAUAGAGGUUACACCCCAGAGCAAAAUAGCAUGGAUUUCUGAAACUCUUUGUAUUGGUUGUGGUAUUUGUAUUAAGAAAUGCCCCUUUGGCGCCUUAUCAAUUGUCAAUUUACCAAGCAACUUGGAAAAAGAAACCACACAUCGAUAUUGUGCCAAUGCCUUCAAACUUCACAGGUUGCCUAUCCCUCGUCCAGGUGAAGUUUUGGGAUUAGUUGGAACUAAUGGUAUUGGAAAGUCAACUGCUUUAAAAAUUUUAGCAGGAAAGCAAAAGCCAAACCUUGGAAAAUAUGAUGACCCUCCUGACUGGCAAGAGAUUUUGACUUAUUUCCGUGGAUCUGAAUUACAAAAUUACUUUACCAAGAUUCUAGAAGAUGACCUAAAAGCCAUUAUCAAACCUCAAUACGUAGACCAGAUUCCCAAGGCUGCAAAGGGGACAGUGGGAUCUAUCUUGGACCGAAAGGAUGAAACAAAGACACAGGCAGUUGUAUGUCAACAGCUUGAUUUAACCCACCUUAAAGAACGAAAUGUUGAAGAUCUUUCAGGAGGAGAAUUGCAGAGAUUUGCUUGUGCUGUUGUUUGCAUACAGAAAGCUGAUAUUUUCAUGUUUGAUGAGCCUUCUAGUUACCUAGAUGUCAAGCAGCGUUUAAAGGCUGCUAUUACUAUACGAUCUUUAAUAAAUCCAGAUAGAUAUAUCAUUGUGGUGGAGCAUGAUCUCAGUGUAUUAGACUAUCUCUCUGACUUCAUCUGCUGUUUAUAUGGUGUACCAAGUGCUUACGGUGUUGUCACUAUGCCUUUUAGUGUAAGAGAAGGCAUAAACAUAUUUUUGGAUGGCUAUGUUCCAACAGAAAACUUGAGAUUUAGAGAUGCAUCACUUGUUUUUAAAGUUGCCGAGACAGCAAAUGAAGAAGAAGUUAAAAAGAUGUGUAUGUAUAAAUAUCCAGGGAUGAAGAAAAAAAUGGGAGAGUUUGAGCUAGCAAUUGUAGCUGGAGAAUUUACAGAUUCCGAAAUCAUGGUUAUGCUGGGGGAAAAUGGUACGGGUAAAACAACAUUUAUCAGAAUGCUUGCUGGAAGACUUAAACCGGAUGAAGGAGGAGAAGUGCCAGUUCUAAAUGUCAGUUAUAAGCCACAGAAAAUUAGUCCCAAAUCAACUGGAAGUGUUCGCCAGUUACUACAUGAAAAGAUAAGAGAUGCUUACACUCAUCCACAAUUUGUGACUGAUGUAAUGAAGCCUCUGCAAAUUGAAAACAUCAUCGAUCAAGAGGUACAGACAUUAUCUGGUGGUGAACUGCAGCGAGUAGCUUUGGCCCUUUGCUUGGGUAAACCUGCUGAUGUCUACUUAAUUGAUGAACCAUCUGCAUAUUUGGAUUCUGAGCAAAGACUGAUGGCAGCUCGGGUUGUCAAACGUUUCAUACUCCAUGCGAAGAAGACAGCUUUUGUUGUAGAACAUGACUUCAUCAUGGCUACCUAUUUAGCAGAUCGGGUCAUUGUUUUUGAUGGCAUUCCAUCUAAGAACACAGUGGCAAACAGUCCUCAAACACUUUUGGCUGGCAUGAAUAAAUUUUUGUCUCAACUUGAAAUUACAUUUAGAAGAGAUCCGAACAACUAUAGGCCACGAAUAAAUAAACUCAAUUCAAUUAAGGAUGUAGAACAAAAGAAGAGUGGAAACUACUUUUUCUUGGAUGAUUAGAUUCCCUGAAAAUACUGAUAAGCCAUUUAUUAAAAGACACAAUUACUAUGAUUUUUGUCGUAUAAAACUUGAAUCAGGUUUUAUGCCCCACAUGUUCUGGAGCUUGAAGUAGAAUGUAUUUAAUGUAACAUCAAAAGCCAGUUGUGUUGUAAAUUGUAGUCUGAACACAGAAAAUACCACUUUUCUGUUCUUGAUGAUAAGGUCCUUUUGUGCAUAAUAUUCAAAAAUGAAGACACAUUUCAAGCUAUACAGAUUACCUCCAAGUUUUCAUGAUAUAUGGGAAGAUUUUCAGUAGGUGUAUUAUAUUCAUAUACCAAAUGCUGACCAGUGUUGCCCCAUUUUAAAAAUCUUGAAAAAAGUUUCUGUGCUUACCUGGUUUGCCAAGUAUGCCAGUAUAAUGAAACUGCCCUUAUUUUAAAAGCCAGUCGAACACUCCACUGGUGAGAUUUGAUAAAUAAACAUCAGGAUUAUAUUUAUUGUUUUCAGUCUUUGCACUAUAUUAUCAAUGUAUGGUUUCCAAGGAAGAUUACCUAUUACAAAACACUGUUGGGAAAUAGGUAUUUGUUACAUAAGAAUUGUUUUUAAUGUUUUUUGGUGCUUUCAAACAUCUUUAGCAAAAUUCAUUUCAAUUCCCUCUCCCCCCUCCCCCCCAGAAAACCUAACUUUACUCUGAAUUUUUCAGUUUUUGCCUUAUAAGAAUCUGUAUUAUGUAAUCAUUCUCUCAAGGUAAUAUCAUUUUUAUCAUACCUUUAUAUAAUCACUGAUAUCAAGAUUUAGGAAAAAGCUUUUCUAAAGCGUAUUUGCUUCCCUUGAAACUAUAGACUCACAGUCUUUAAAGAUGGUGCCUAAGCAUCUGUAUAUUUUUUAAACCUCCACAGAUUUUUCUGAUGGGCAGCCCAGGAUUGUAAACUGUAAACCACUUCCCUAAAGGCAGCAUUAAUGCAAAAAUCCCCAGAUAGCAAUACAGAAUAUCCCUUAGUACCAAAUGUAUUGUGUUCAUUUCUAAGUUUGGAUAUAAACUCAUCCAAUUGUCUUGAGUUCCUUGGUUUGAGCAGCAGGAUACCUGUACCCUGAAACUACUUUCAGUUGUACGUCUGACUAAUGCAUUGAACUGGAAUUUAACUUAAUUAUGAGUGAGGAAAGAAGGUUUAUUAAAUAAUUGGGACAAGCAAAAUAGAGGAGAAAAUUUGAAAUUAUUUGACAGACUUUUAGAGCUCCUUGAAAUAAUAGAAGCCUUGAUUAAUAUGUAAACAGUAAAUAGAAAGUAUGGUUCAACUGGAUCCCAUUAAUAAUUUAUGUGAGUAACCCAUAAAUACAUGUUGUAAAAAAUUUAAAUACACAUUAAGUAUAUGGAAUAAAAAAAAAGGUCUACCUUUAUUACCCUCCCAAAGGUUACCAGUGUUUGAACUUAAUAAUAUAUAUUCUUUCAUGCUUUUUUCUGUGCACUUAGACCUAAGUGUGAAUAUGUAAAGGAUUUAUUUAUUUACAUAUUUGUUUGUAAAGGGUAAAUGAGAUUAUACUAAAAUAAGUAGUACCUAUUUUUAAGGAUAGGUUAAAUUUGUGAAUGAUCAUUUCAAAUAUAUGGAAUAAAAGAAGACAAAGGCUAUUUUUAUUUACUGAUUCCAUAUUCUGCCCUAAAGAAAAUACUUGUGAUAUAAGACCAUACAUAGUUCUUUCUACUUUUUGCUGAUGACAGAAUAUGUGUUAAUUAUAAGGAAAUAUUUUUGUGUGUAAAUGAAAAUUUUAUAUAGGAAUAGAAAGGCCUCCAAUCGCUAACACAAGGAGAAGCUUCACCAACAAAAUCAGUAUUAUUACAUACACUAGAUGCUAGCUAUUAAAAGGAAUGAGACUGCUCAGUAUGUCUUGACUGGAAGAAGUCUCAGAUACUAAGAAAAACCAGUACAACACGAUUUAUAUAUUACCAUUUAUGUGAAAAUAUACAAAAUAUUUAAAUAUACAAAAGGAUACUCAAGAAACAAUAUCACUUUUGGGAAGGACAGCUCGGCUAAAUAAUAGGGAAGGAAAGGAGACAUUUAUAUACACACAUAGUACCUUUUGAAUUUUAUUAAUAUAUUUUACAUGUAUUAACUUUAAAAAUCACUGAUGUUUUGAAAUUGUCAUUAGAAAUAAUCCAUGUUAAUUAUGUCCGCCUAGUUUAGAGCAGUCUUAACAAAAGCAGUGAAUUCUAUUCAACUAUUUUUUUCAAUUUAAGUUAACCUUUAGACCAUAAUUAUCUUGAAGUCCAGUCCUGUAUCUGUAAUGCUUACCACUCAGUGCGUACAUAGUGGCCUACUUUAUUGAAAGAAUGAGCCAACAUGCUACAGAGAAAGAAAUAAGACUGAAAAACUACUCUGUUGUAUAAUUUCAUUCAUGUUCACCAACAGACUUAAUUCAUGAGAAGACCUUAACCCAGUGCGUGGCAUAUUGGGAGCACUCAGUGGUUCAGAGGAGAAAGUAACCAUUCUGGGUUGGAAAGAGGAAUAGCACCCAUCUCACAGUUGUUGUAAGGAUAAGUGAGAUAAUCCAUGUAAAGCAAAAUACGUGACUGGUCAGAGGCAGAAAUGAGCAUGGACAUUCAAGAGAUGAGUGGGAAGAAAAGAUGAAUGAAUACAGGCAGAUUCUGAAGAGCUUUCUGUCCCUUCAUGGAUGAAAAAAGACACAGAGCAAGGCCAGUUAGAGAAGAAUUGCCAAGAUAGCAGUGUUCAAGAGCUUAUGUUUUAACAUUUCUAUCCUUUUAUCUUUUGAAAAAUUUAUAGUCCACUUAAUUCAUGUAGGUCUAAAUUUGCUGUAUGUUUUCUCUAUUGACUUGCUCUUGGCUGAUUGUUUCCUUGUAUUUUGGGUUGUGCGUUGAUGUUCAGUGAGGCCGUAUCUGAAAAUUAGAGAUUUAAUGUGGCAAAUGCAGUUUCUUCUGAACCCUGUACUCAGCACCACCCUCCUUCCUUGCCAAUUUAUUAGGACACACAAUGUGUCCCACACACGGUGGCUGGUCAUAAUUGGUCUAAGACAAUCAUGACAGUCCUCUUCCAUGUUUUCCCAGGCUCUCUUGCAGUUAGACCAUGUGACCCAGUUCUGGCCAACAAAUUGAAAGCAAAAGUCAGCUGGGGUAUUUCUGGAAAACCCUUGCUUAAUAAAAGGAGAUACAUA
Molecule: messenger RNA, 5305 nt
Organism: Microcebus murinus (gray mouse lemur)
Lineage: Eukaryota; Metazoa; Chordata; Mammalia; Primates; Cheirogaleidae
Source: RefSeq, a predicted model, not a curated record